AUGUAAACAAAAAUUUAAAUUAGAAAUAUUUUUAUACAAAAUGCAAAAACAUUCUACUUCAAUAUCGAAUGAUGAUUUCAUACGAGGUUCACGAAACUGGCUUUUGCAUACUCGCUAUGUACGUGGUGAACAUGCAAUGUGUAUGGAAUUAGCAGAAGACUUGCAAAAACAGACGAAUAGCACGCACAGAUUUGCGUACUAUAUAAAGGGUGCAGUUUUGGCUGACGCAGGGAGACUUCAAGAGGCAGUGGAUAAGUUCCACAGCUGUAUUCGGCUACAGCCGCAGGAUCCAGAACCCUUAAAACAAGUAGCUAAGUGCUUAUAUCGCCAAGGUCGUUUUCAACUGGCACUGGAAGCUUAUUUGGAAGCAGAUAAAUUAUCUAAGCAGCCAGAUCCAGAAAUCUAUUGUGCUUUAGCGGAAUGUGCGAGUGCGGUGGCGGGCGCGGGGGGCGUGCGGGGCGCGGGCGUGGAGUGGGCGCGCGCGGCGCAGGGCGCGGGCGGCGGGGAGCGCGCGGCGGCGCUGCUGGCGCGGCUGCUGCUGGCGGCCGGCGACGUGCCCGGCGCGCUGGCGGCCUACGACCACGCUCUCGCGAGUCAUGCUUGCGGCGCUGAUACUCUAGCUGCGGCAGGGGCACUGAGUCUCAGGGCAGGCGAUCCUCGCCGUGCCUUUCAAUUGCUAGGCGAAGCACUAUCCCAGCAGCCUAUGCAGCAUGCUGCAGCACUAGCGCUAGCCGCUAUGCUGCUGCAACACAAAGACGUAGAUGCAGCGCUAGCAAGACUUAAAGCGGCUUUAAGUGCUCAUCCGACAUGUGUUGCUGCGCACUCAAACCUUGGUCUCGCGUUGCUUACAAAGAAAAAGUUUGUCGCUGCGCUGACCUGCCUGUCCCGCGCGGCGACGGUGGCGCCGCUGAGCGCGCGCGCCGCGCACAACCUGGGGCUGGCGCUGCUGUGGUGCCGCCGCCCCGCCUCCGCCUUCUGCCGCCUCGCCUGCGCCGCCGCCCUGCGACCCACUCGCGCGCACACCGUAUUGCUAAUAGGAAUUGCACUAGAACGUUUAGGUGAUAGUAGAGCUGAUGCAGCAUAUAAUAGAGCUGCAGCUCUUUCUCCUGAAGACCCGCUGGUCAGGCUCAACCUUGCUGGUAGACACGCUAGAGCAGGGAGACUGACUGAUGCUGUAGAGGAAGCCAGAAUUGUCGCCCAAUUGCUUGAAUACGCACCUGACGCUCAGUUGUCAAGUCAUCUCGCAACUUUGCUGAGUCUUCUCCCGAAACCACUUCCGGAGACAAUGGAAAACGAGCCCAGCACCACGAUCGAUGAUACCCAAGAAACGAAGGAAUUCCAUCCAGAUGAAGUUUGAAUACGUACUAAAGUAAACGUACUAAACCUUAGUGAAACUCCAAAAUGAAUUCUGACAUAUUUUUAAUUUAUGAAACUUUUAGUACGAAAGAAUAAUAGAAGAUCACACAGUAGUAAAUAUCGAAACAAUUGAAAAAACAAUCAAACAAUGUACCCACUUAUUUGUUAAUAAAGUAUAUUGUCCAG
This is a messenger RNA of Nymphalis io (European peacock), 1542 nucleotides long. RefSeq names its product Bardet-Biedl syndrome 4 protein homolog. Gene Ontology annotation, biological process: protein localization to cilium; cilium assembly. Gene Ontology annotation, molecular function: protein binding. Lineage: Eukaryota; Metazoa; Arthropoda; Insecta; Lepidoptera; Nymphalidae. Bases 41 to 1357 code for a protein of 438 amino acids. Gene Ontology annotation, cellular component: ciliary basal body. The record is from RefSeq and is a predicted model, not a curated record. The transcript has 9 exons.